This is a messenger RNA of Rhizoctonia solani, 1572 nucleotides long. Its product is annotated as homeobox domain protein. The transcript has 4 exons. Gene Ontology annotation, cellular component: nucleus. The coding region runs from base 1 to 1572 and encodes 523 amino acids. Gene Ontology annotation, biological process: regulation of transcription by RNA polymerase II. NCBI's taxonomy places the organism in Eukaryota, Fungi, Basidiomycota, Agaricomycetes, Cantharellales, Ceratobasidiaceae. The record is from RefSeq and is a predicted model, not a curated record. Gene Ontology annotation, molecular function: DNA-binding transcription factor activity, RNA polymerase II-specific; sequence-specific double-stranded DNA binding.
AUGUCGAAUCGCCCCUCCCAAUCCCCACUACCGUCACCACCCAGCUUGCCAUCAUCAGCCUCUCAUCAACUUGGACCCUCUUUCUCGACUACUAGUCCCUCCAUGAUACACGUUGGGCGUCCCACUCAUAUUGCCUCCCCCGCUUUCAGCGCUCUAACUUCACACUAUAUACCACGGUCAUCUCGGUUUAUUGACUCUGAUAAAUAUUCGACUUCAUCUACUACACAACAAACGACUACUAGAACCAGCAUCCGACACGCCACGCCACCGGAAUCAAUGCGAGCCUCAGAUAAUGCACGAGGAGUGAAGCGGGGCAGGAGCGAGGAACUGGAGGAUGAGGGAGACGAGAGACACGGAUCUGUUAGCGGCUCUGAGACCAGCGAACACGCCGAGCAGCCCAUAAUGCCCGCUCCCAAAAAGCGAACGCGGACAUUGAUGACUCCCGACCAACUCACCGCGCUCCACCGAUUGCUCUCGCAAACGCGUUUUCCGACGACGGAGCAGAGGGAACAAUGUGGGCGAGAGAUUGGACUCAGUGCACGGAGAGUUCAGGUUUGGUUUCAGAAUCAGCGACAAAAGUCCAAGGCACAGCAACAAGCGAGUAGCGGUGCUGGAGGGUCCCGCCAGCCAUUGACCCCUCAAACUUCUGGCCCAUACCGUGUCUUCAACUAUAAUUCAGCAUACUACGACCCACCACACCCUCGACCCUAUACCUCUCCUCACCCAUACACGUAUGGAGAGUCUAGGCACCCCGCAGUUGACACAUCGCCGUUACUACGAAGGACCCAACGAUUGAGCUCCCAUCGUCGAGGGUCCUCCAGCCUAUCGUACAAUGCUCUUCACGGGGAAAGUAGCUAUGAGUAUCCGAGCGGAGCCUAUCCGCCACCACAGUAUGCCCCACCCGAGCCAGAAUAUACCCGCUCACCAGCUUCAUAUUACGACCGAAGCUUUCAUAGUCCAUCUCACGUACGCUCCCCCGUGCCUGCUAGCUCCGUCUCUAGGGAGGAUACGACUCUGCCUCCGAUUUGGCCGGACAACGAGAGGUCGCGUGAGGAAUCAAGCGGGCCUAUACUUAGUCCGACUACAUCGACCCACCCCGCCCCCGCUCGUCGCCCAUCUCUCUUACCAACUGGGUUGCCGCCACCGCAACCGUUGGAACCCACGCCUAUUUGGAAUCACCCUCACACGAACCCUCGUUACAUGCGUCCGCUUCCAAGCACCACUGGGCUCCCGUCGCUCCUUCACGGGCUGGGCGGGGAAAGGGCGAGGUCCGAUCCACCUUUGAGUGCUACAUUGGUAUCCGACAUUCGCCCACGCUCUGACCGCGGUCUAGGGCUCGAGCUGUUUGGAACCACCCCUGCUAGGAGCCUAGAAGCUGGCGAGAAUGCACCGACUAGCCCCGAACGGACGCAUUCUGCCCCAACGGCCCUCGAUUCCCAUCGUCCGCUGCUCGCCGAAUCUUCACCCAAGUCGGGUGAACAAGCCAGGUCCGAGCCCGAGCCUGCCCCUCCGCAAACAUCUCGUGGUCUUUCACAUAGCCGGCGUUCAUCCGAAGACGCGAGUCGAGACUGA